AAAAUUUAAGAAUUUAGUGUUUCCAUUUUUACAAUGAUCUUAAUUAUGAUAUAUUUUACAAUAAAUUAAUAACGAAAUUCCACUUGUCCACGCACUUUAAGUUUAAAUUUUAUAAACAGGCAUUGUGCAUUUUAUAUAAACAACUAUUCAUACACAUGUUUCAAAUAAAGUCACUAUAUAUUUCACAACUGAUACACGUCGCUUUAUGUCUUAACUUUUGCGGGAUUUAAUUUUGCGUGUACGGUGAUAAUGUCAAAUAUUUCCAUCGGAUAACACAAUAAGAUAUAAUUAUUGAAUUAAUAUUAUUGAAAUAUUCUCGUCUCCGAUUUAUUCAUAAUAAAAAAGAAAUACAAUACUUAGGAAGCCUUCUCACACUGUAUAUGAAUGAAUUAAUAUCACAUAUAUAAACUUGACUCAUAGUGAAAUGCACGCUAUUGUUCACGAUGGAAGGGAGAAAAGUAUCGCACGGCGUAUCGAGUAAUACUGAAUAUUUUUUUUUGCCAAGACAGAAAUGUCAUAACUACGCUUGCGCAAACACAUUAUAUAAAAUAUAUAGUCUACACAGUAAGAAUAUUCCUCUCUGUUAUAAAUGGGGGUAAUUCAGAUAAUUUCGAUAAUAUUGCUAUUACCUAUAAUAUAUGUACAUUUCGCCGCUGUUAAAGUAACUACAGUCCUAUUUAUUUAACUACCAUUGUAUCACGCGAUAUGCAUACUUGAAAAUAUACGAAAAAAUUUCAAAAGGCAUUCUAGAAAUUCUGAGAGACGUUCCACUAUUGUGUCGCUGCUUUCGUACGUGAUGCAUGAAUUCAACAAGCGCUACUUUAAAUUGAAUCGAAUUCUCCUUAAAAUGGUUGGCUUGUGGCCUUAUCAACAGUCAUAUUUUAUACGAAUACAGAAAGGAGUGUUUACUGGAAUUUUUUUGACAUUUAUUAUUGUCCAGUUGCUGGUUUUUUUGACUGCAAUACAGCCUAAUUUGAUGUUUGUCCUUAAGAUUCUCUCGUUUGUCUUCCCCACUAUGUUUGUCACAAUGAAGUAUUGUCUUUUUAUCAUUCACGCAGACAGUAUGAAGCGGUUGCUGGAGCUAAUACGAAGCGAUUGGAAUUUCUUGAAAGACAAAGUCGAAAUUGAUAUUUUAGAAAAAUAUGCUUGGUAUGCAAGACUUCUUACAAUCAUAGCAUUCGCGUUUUCUUAUUGUUGUUUACUUUGUGCUGGUAUAUUACAAUUUCUACCUGUAAUACUUGACCUCAUAUUACCAUUGAACGAAUCACGGCCGCUUCAUCUGAUCGUGUUCGCGGAAUAUUUUAUCAAUCAAGAGGAAUAUUUAUAUGCUAUGUUGUUACAUGAAAUAUUUGCCGUGCAUCUAGCGGCAAUUGCGUUAUGUUGCACCAGUACGACUAUUAUGUCGUAUAUCCUGCAUGGAUGUGCAUUACUUAAAGUCGCUAGCUACAGGGUAGAAAAUGCUAUCGGAGAGGACAUAUUGGCGAUUCCUAGUCCUAAAAAGGAAUAUCUUUUAUACAGGAGAAUUGUAAAUGCGGUUAUUAUUCAUCGACGGGCUAUUGAGUUCAUCGACGUUUUUACAUCGAGUUUUGCAGUAUCAUACGAUAUUCUGAUCAUAAUUGGCGUUAGCUCUUUGAGCAUUAAUCUCUUCCAAUUUCUUCAAAUCAUUACAACAAAGAAUACUAAUGAGAUAUUCGUUGUCAGUGGAUUGAUAAUUACUCACUUAAGUUACAUGUUUGGUGGUAAUUAUGCAGGGCAACAAAUAACAGAUCAUGGAACAAAGCUACACCAAGCAACUUAUAAUGCACCGUGGUACGUAGCACCAUUGCAUACACAAAAAUUGAUGUUAUUUAUAAUGCAGAGAGCGAACGUAGAUGUCACGCUAACAUUUGGCAGCAUAUUUGUUGCAUCUUUGGAAGGGUUUUGUUCGCUCACGAGUACGGCGAUAUCCUACUUUACGAUGCUUUAUUCUACACGAUAGUAAAAAGUGAAAGUAUAGAAAAUUCAUUAUUAUUAAUUAUUCAUUAUUAAUUAGAUAAAUUUGUUUGAAGUAUAGUUGUGUAACACAUAUAUUUAGAAUUUGUUCAAUAUAGCAAAGAAAUAUUGCUUUAUUUCUAAUAAUGUAAGUACAAUUAUUAGAUUAUGUACAAUAUAUAACAUUUCGAUUAUAUAUAAUAUUUCGAUAUUUUGACAAAUAUAGUUACUUAUCAAUUUUAUAGGCUUAAUAGUUUUAUAGCUGUAACUCUUACACAUUAGCAAAAGAUCACUUCAGUAUUAAGUAGUGGCGAUUAUUACAGUUAUAAGUACUUUUACUACGGUUAUAAGUAUAGUAAUAAAAACACUAUUAAAUAAUGUUUCUAAUAUAUGUAUAAAGUAGUAUAUUAUAUUAUAAAUUAAAGAAAACUGCAUAGAAUUUAGAAUAUUAAAGUUUAAGAAUCUCGUGUUUCAAGUUCUAUUUUACGACAAUCUUUAAUUUUAGAACAAUAUAUUUUACAAAUUGCAGAACUAUAUAUUUAAAUAAAUAAUCAAAUUCAACAUA
Molecule: messenger RNA, 2536 nt
Organism: Ooceraea biroi (clonal raider ant)
Lineage: Eukaryota; Metazoa; Arthropoda; Insecta; Hymenoptera; Formicidae
Biological process (GO): detection of chemical stimulus involved in sensory perception of smell; sensory perception of smell
Cellular component (GO): plasma membrane
Molecular function (GO): olfactory receptor activity; odorant binding
Source: RefSeq, a predicted model, not a curated record